UAGCUUGUGACUUGUGAGUCAGAAUAUCGCUUAGUUGUGCGGAGUAAGGAAGUUUUCAAUUUGAGUGGAAAAUAAUUUUGGGAGAUACAACAAUGUCCAACGAGCAGAAUGAAUCAUUCAUUGUCUUGGGUUCUUCAAUGAGUUCUGCUGACCGGAACUACCCCACUUCUGAGGAUUUCGAAGGGUUAGAAACGUUAAAUCCAACCAACGAGGAAUGCGAAAUCCCCAUUAUGAGUCAUUCGUCUGCAAGCAAGGCAAAUCACGGAGAAACUGUGACGAACGAUCGGAGUGUAAGUAGUGCCAUAACUUUAUCGGUUCACUCUCCACGCAUGAUGCCAUCCUUAACGAAUGACGAAUGUAUUACCCGUAUGCAAAAAUUGGAAGUGGAAAACGAAAAUCUACGACAAAUUAUUCGCACUGCUAAAGAGAAACACAAUCAGGCCUGGAAUCGUAUUGCAGCACUCGAGAAGAAGCUUGAGUCCAUGGAACUACAGACCGAAAAUGAUAAUGCACAUAUUUCGGAAUUAAAGAAGGAUUUAUCAGAAAGGGUAUCUGUUUUGAAAAAUCAGGCCCACUGCAUCGAAAAAAUGGACCAGGAGAAGCAGAGUAACAUGUUGUUAAAGUCGACGAAUUCACAAUUACAAGAUAAGCUGAUUCAAAUUCAAGAUGAUCAUGUAAAGGAAAUUCAAUCGAAGAAUCUAGAAGUGGACAGGCUUAUGGAACAGGUGAAUUCGCUGCAGGACCAGUUGAACACAAGUAAACUUGCAUCCCAAAUGCACUCAAAGCCUGAUUGUAUUUCGUCGGAACUAAUUCAUUUUAUUCUGCAAUGUCCGUUGUGCGAAAAUCGAUAUAAAGAUUUGGACGUUCUCCAGAUCCACGUUGAAGAAUGCGUCCUAGCAUUUAUGUAGUUGGAGCCACACUGUACGAAUGUGUGAAUGAACAAUCUGCUGACAAUAAAAACUAUUUUGUGUUUUAAAAAUAAAAUUGUUUUGUGCAAAGCUUUUUGUACAAAAUAGAAAUUAAACACUUCCAAGUGAA
Molecule: messenger RNA, 1038 nt
Organism: Armigeres subalbatus
Lineage: Eukaryota; Metazoa; Arthropoda; Insecta; Diptera; Culicidae
Product: optineurin-like
Exons: 2
Coding region: 93-908 (271 amino acids)
Source: RefSeq, a predicted model, not a curated record